Trichomonas vaginalis G3 is the source of this 387-nucleotide messenger RNA. RefSeq names its product protein serine/threonine kinase protein. The record is from RefSeq and is a predicted model, not a curated record. The coding region runs from base 1 to 387 and encodes 128 amino acids. The transcript has a single exon. Gene Ontology annotation, molecular function: ATP binding; protein kinase activity. NCBI's taxonomy places the organism in Eukaryota, Parabasalia, Trichomonadida, Trichomonadidae. Gene Ontology annotation, biological process: protein phosphorylation.
AUGGCACCAGAAGUUAUUCAAAGAGUUCCUUAUGAUCCAUUUAAAGCUGAUAUCUGGUCGCUUGGCGUUUCAUUGUAUUGGAUGUGCACAGGCAAUCUUCCAUGGCAAUCUGGAACAAUUCGAUUUGUUACACAAGAAAUUCUCAACGGAUCAUACAAUUUGGGUCAGGUCCCAACACCUGAAUUGAUUGAUCUCAUUAGACACUGCAUGCAAUACAAUCCAGAUAACAGAGCCACUGCAGAAGAAUUACUUAAAUUACCUUGCUUUAGUGAUCUUUCUGGUGGCAAACCUAUAAUAUUCAAGAGACGAAGUAUUGAUAUUAUCCAUCCUCGUAUCUCUAUGAAGGUUCCUAUUAGAAAAGCCUUCUCGAAUGUUGAAAGGUAUUAA